AUGUGGUUCGUGAUCCCAACUCCUCCGCAUAUUGUGAAUGGUGUGGAGAGGGGAAGCUCUAUGAACCGAAAGUUCGCCUUGCGGGACGAGGAGGCGAAGGCCUUCUUGAGUUUUGAGGCGGACGGCGUGAACCUGCGAGAGAAUUAUUUGAAGAUCAUGACCGCUGUGCGGGACCAGCUGAAGGCCGGUCGCGCUGUGGCGUCGCUGAUGGGCACCUUCGACGCUCCGAAGCUCACCAGCUCAGUCGCGUUGUUCGAACGGAUGACCUGCGACGGCUCGGACGACGAGUUGCACCCGGGACGGGACCGUUAA
Durusdinium trenchii is the source of this 312-nucleotide messenger RNA. Lineage: Eukaryota; Dinophyceae; Suessiales; Symbiodiniaceae. The record is from the annotation of a GenBank genome assembly.